AUCUUGAUGCACCCGUCCAUGAACCACCACCUGCGCCAACAGAGUAUUUAAGAGGAGUCUCCUCUCUCUUCUUGGGGUGGUCAAAUCGAAGCAAGGAAGAUGGAGGAGGAAGAAAGCAAAGGCGAGAAGGGAUUGCAAGUGAAAGAUUACGUCGUUGGCUCCUUGCGUACCGUCAUCUACAUCCCCAACUUCAUUACCGAAUCCGAGCAAUCGCAGCUCCUCCGCCACAUCUACGAGGUGCCUGCAUCCAGAUGGAAAUCUUUGAAGAACAGGAGAUUGCAGAACUGGGGCGGGGUGGUGCAUGAGAAAGGUCUGCUACCGCAAGCUUUGCCAUCUUGGCUCACCAAGAUAACCCAGAGAAUAGGUCAACAGACAGGGUUGUUUCCAUCGCCCAUCAACCAUGUGCUUAUUAAUGAAUAUCUUCCAGAUCAAGGGAUCAUGCCACACCAAGAUGGUCCUGCAUACUUUCCUGUUGUUGCAAUUUUAUCUCUUGAAUCACCUAUUACAAUUGAUUUUACUCCCCACCCGAGAUCAAAAGAAUUUGAAAUGCCAGUGGAAAAUGAGGAUUCAACUCUCUAUGAAGCAGUUAGUGGUCAGAUCGAUAGUCCAUCCACUGAAUCAACAGGCAGCCCAAAAGAUGAACACCAUCAAUUUUCUGUUCUGUUGAUGCCCUGCAGUUUAUUGAUAUUCAAAGAUCAAGCCUAUACAGAUUAUCUUCACGGGAUAGAAGAUUCUGAGUCACUUAGUUUAGAUAAGGUAGUGAACAUUUCAGAAGUUAUUAAACUAAAGGAGCUAGAGUAUCCUCGCGGUUCCCUGCAUGCUGUAACUUCAGAUGUCACUCAAGACAUUGGACAAAAUAACUUCUUCCAAAGAACUUCAACCAGAGUCUCAUUAACAUGCCGCUUGGUGCUAAAAGUUCACAAAAACCUGUUCAAGUUCUAGUGAAUUCAGUUAAAAGAAAAAGUUAUCGAUCACUUUUACAUGUGUAAUUUCGAAUUAACUAUACAUGCAUGAAUCAUUAUUAUUUUUAACAUGAUAUGUGAAUCUGAAGCAAUUUUUUGUACUA
Molecule: messenger RNA, 1066 nt
Organism: Musa acuminata AAA Group (dessert banana)
Lineage: Eukaryota; Viridiplantae; Streptophyta; Magnoliopsida; Zingiberales; Musaceae
Product: alkylated DNA repair protein ALKBH6 homolog
Exons: 7
Coding region: 100-942 (280 amino acids)
Cellular component (GO): nucleus
Source: RefSeq, a predicted model, not a curated record